Molecule: messenger RNA, 1251 nt
Organism: Xyrichtys novacula (pearly razorfish)
Lineage: Eukaryota; Metazoa; Chordata; Actinopteri; Labriformes; Labridae
Source: the annotation of a GenBank genome assembly
AUGGAUUUAUCAGCAUCUUCCCUGCAGUAUGGAUCAAAAAAGCGGGUUAAGAUUCACCCAGACACAGUGACAGUGAAAUAUGCCACCCAUUUCCCUCAGCCUGGGGAUGAAGGCUAUGAUGAUGCACCCUCCUUUGAGGAUUUUGGUGCUUUUGCAGAAGCCAAUGUGGGAAAAAGACUGGUGUCGGACAGCAAAGGUGGAAGGACUUUUUUUGGCACCAUGGAAACCCAACCUAGGCAGCCAAGUGUGCAAAGAGACAAGGGGGUGGGGGGUCAGCUGGCCAGCUUUGGUGAGGCCAAUGUCUUGGCCUCCAGGGUGACCUGGAUGGCAUUGUUUGGGGCGGCAGUAGCUCAUGGUUGUGUGGCGCUGAUUACUCGUUUAGCAGCUGACCGCUCUAAAGUGCCCUCUCUGGAGCUGCUCUUCAUCCGCUCUGUGAUUCAAGUGCUGUCCAUCCUGGUGGUCGUCUACUACCAUGAAGCUCCAUUUGGCCCCAAGGGCUACCGGCUGCGGCUCUUCUUUUAUGGCGUAUGCAACGUAAUCUCCAUCACCUGCGCAUACACCUCUUUUGCGAUUGUCCCACCCAGUAAUGGUACCAUCAUGUGGCGUGCCUCCACCACAGUCUUCAGUGCAGUUUUGGCCUUCCUGCUGCUGGAUGAGAGGCUUGGUUACACGGACGUCGUCACAGUGGUGGGAAGUGUGUUUGGUUUGUGUCUGGUGAUGGUGCCCAACGUAGCUGACGAGGAGAAGUCCAGGUUGGGGUUUUGGAAGGAGGCCUUUGGGUACACAAUGACAGUGAUGGCAGGUUUGACAGCCGCCCUCUCCAUGAUUGUCUACAGGGCCAUCAAGGAGCGUGUCAGCAUGUGGACGGCCCUCUUUACUUUCGGCUGGACGGGCACAGUGUGGGGGGCAUCCACCAUGUUUAUCAUGCAGGAACCCAUCAUCCCUAUGGAUGGGGAAACCUGGGGCUAUCUAAUUGGGAUCUGUAUCUGCUCCACUGUGGCGUUUCUCGGAGUCUACUAUGCCCUAAACAAAUUUCAUCCAGCCUUAGUUAGCACCGUGCAGCACCUGGAGAUCGUAGUCGCCAUGUUCCUCCAGCUCAUCGUUUUGAGGAUGAUCCCAUCUAUCUAUGAUGUCAUCGGAGGCCUGGUUAUCAUGAUCAGUGUGUUUACGCUCACAGGAGUCAAGCUGUACAGGGUGAGCAGAGCCAUUCGCCAGGAUUAUCAAGAGAUUCUGGACUCGCCCAUCAAAUGA